CUUGUCUGCUUGCCAUAAAUGCAUCCCACCAUUUUGGAAAACAGUCCAAGCCCUUGUCUCUUUCAUAAGUUGUAUCAAUUUCUUGAUUGCUCCCUCUGUUUGUUGUUCUUUCUUUCACUCCCUUGAUGGCUGUGUUUGGAGCCAAUCGAUCGGUUUUCAAAUGUACAUUGAUAAUUCUCUUUAGCUUCCUGUUAGCUCCUUCUGUUUUAGUUUCUGCUAAAAGAAACAUCCAACAUGAACAAGUGACAAGAUUGAGCAGAGAAGAAGCAGCAGCAGCUGAAUCCAAUUUCCUUGUCAAAGCUUCAAAUUUCUUAUGGCAGGCAGACCAAUCUCGCUAUCAACAUGUUUGGCCAGACAUGAAAUUUGAAUGGCAAGUUGUUAUUGGAACCAUAAUUGGAUUUUUUGGAGCUGCCUUUGGGAGUGUCGGUGGUGUUGGUGGCGGAGGCAUAUUUGUUCCCAUGCUAACCAUGAUUAUUGGGUUUGAUCCAAAAUCUGCAACAGCCAUAUCGAAGUGUAUGAUCAUGGGUGCUGCAGCCUCCUCCGUGUAUUAUAACCUGAAACUGAGACAUCCUACACUUGAUUUGCCCAUAGUAGACUAUGACCUGGUGCUGCUUAUUCAACCUGUGCUCCUCCUGGGCAUCAGUAUAGGAGUAACUUUAAAUGUCAUAUUCCCUGAUUGGGUGGUCACAGUUCUUCUAAUUAUUCUUCUUCUAGGAACAUCUGUCAAAGCAUACUUCAAGGGUGUUGAUACCUGGAAGAAAGAAACCACAUUGAAAGAGAAGGCUGCCGAGAGUCUAGUGCCAACAGGUGGUAAUGAGCAAGUGGAAUACAGCCAGCUUCCAGGAGGCCCAAGCAAGAGUCCUCAUAAAAAAGACACCAAGGAACGAGAGGUUACAGUUGUUCAAAACAUGUAUUGGAAGGAAUUUGGACUUCUUGUUUUUGUUUGGAUGGCAUUCCUUGCAUUGCAGAUUGCCAAGAACUAUACAGCCACUUGCUCCACAACAUACUGGCUAUUGAACCUGUCGCAGGUCCCUGUCUCCAUUGGGGUGUUUCUGUACGAGGCAGUUGGACUUUACACAGGAAGGAAAAGAAUUGCAUCCAAGGGAGACGAAGGCAUCAAUUGGAAAGCACACAAGCUGCUUGGCUUUUUCGCUUGUGGUUUGCUGGCUGGAAUAGUUGGUGGAUUGCUUGGACUCGGUGGAGGAUUUGUUAUGGGUCCACUAUUUUUGGAGCUGGGAAUCCCUCCUCAGGUGACAAGUGCCACAGCUACGUUUGGGAUGACCUUCUCAUCAUCCAUGUCUGUUGUAGAAUAUUACCUUCUAAAUCGUUUUCCUAUUCCCUAUGCUCUCUACUUCAUUGUUGUGGCCACCAUUGCAGCCUUUAUGGGGCAGCAAAUCAUAAAUAAGCUCAUCGCCAUGACUGGAAGGGCAUCUCUCAUCAUUUGUGUACUAGCCUUCACAAUAUUUGUCAGUGCACUCUCACUUGGUGGGGUUGGCAUCAGCAACAUGAUUGGGAAGAUAGAGAGGGGUGAAUCCAUGGGAUUUGAAAACCUAUGCAACUAUGAAGCAUAGUAGCUAGUUGUGGUUCCUUCUAUGGAAAAGAAAAAUGCACAAAAAAAUAUCAUUUCUUAUUUGGGGAAAUGUUGUGUUUGUAAUUGUGGUUGCAUCAUUCCAUUUCAUAGGCAAAAUGCAUAUGGGCACUCUGAACUUAUGCCUUUUAAUUUGGGUUCAUAACGGUUCCUUUUAAUAAUGUUUUUUUUAAUGAUUA
This is a messenger RNA of Hevea brasiliensis (rubber tree), 1767 nucleotides long. RefSeq names its product sulfite exporter TauE/SafE family protein 3. Bases 126 to 1571 code for a protein of 481 amino acids. The record is from RefSeq and is a predicted model, not a curated record. Gene Ontology annotation, cellular component: Cul4A-RING E3 ubiquitin ligase complex; membrane. Lineage: Eukaryota; Viridiplantae; Streptophyta; Magnoliopsida; Malpighiales; Euphorbiaceae. Gene Ontology annotation, biological process: protein ubiquitination. The transcript has 12 exons.